Molecule: messenger RNA, 2504 nt
Organism: Epinephelus moara (kelp grouper)
Lineage: Eukaryota; Metazoa; Chordata; Actinopteri; Perciformes; Serranidae
Gene: fancc
Product: FA complementation group C
Biological process (GO): cellular response to oxidative stress; interstrand cross-link repair; nucleotide-excision repair
Cellular component (GO): Fanconi anaemia nuclear complex
Source: RefSeq, a predicted model, not a curated record
ACUGUAGCGAACAUUUAUACGAUCGUAGAGUGAUUGACUUGCUAACGAGCUAACAGCCGAAGUAACGGUUGUAGAAGAGGAUGACAAGCAGUUCAUUUGUGGUGUUUUCAUGGAGUCGUAAGGAUCUUGCUUACGUCUUAAGUACAUUCACCUGGACAAGCAGCAGAAUGUCUCAGCUGCAGCCACUGAUCCAGCUCCAGCAAACGACAGAGCCCCUGCCUGUCCAGGAGAUGCAGAUCUGGCUGGACAAAGCAGUGGCUUGGGGCCAGGCCGACAGCCCAGACACUCAGAGAGACACCUGCCUGCACUUGAGCAGACUGAGGGAUUUCCUCCAGCAACUCCUCACACACAUCAACAACAUGAACUCCGCAACAGAGACCAUGAAGACGCUGCCCCUCUUAGGCCAGUUUCUUGGCCGACUCUGCUGGAACCCUUAUGUCACCGCUGAUGCUACAGGCAGAAGGCUGUUGUUCCAGUGCCUGUGGGGACUGUACUCGGAGCAUCCUGGCAAUGCUGUGGAAAGAAAAGCCAACCAGUGGAUACGGAAAGUGCUGUGUCAGCUUGCAACAGAAGACGACGAUGCUGCGGCACAGGCAGUAAUGAAGAGCAUGGGUGUACCACCUAAAGAGUACCAUCUAAAAGUUCUGAGAAAGAUGGUGGCACUGCUGCAGGAAAAUAUCGGGAAGAGCUGCAGUUCUUUUGGUGACAUAAAUCAGAGGUGUUCAUGUGACAACAUUCUGGCCACAUCAGAGGCUUGCAUCCCUCUGCUCACUUGUCCCGAGGCUGCUCCUCUCAUUGGUGCACUGCUGCAGCAGCCAGUGACUUGUAUCAGGGCAGCACUUAGUGAAGACUUCCUGGAUGCUCUGAGCUCUGCCUACUCCAGCCAAUGCUUGUCACUGGAGGAGCAGGCAGUGGUCUCUCUGUGGUAUCACAACCUGUCCAGCCUGGAAGAAGCAGUGCUCAGGCUGCUGGAGGAUGUGCUCACUGACGCAGGGUCUGCACCACAGAAGCUAGAGCAGCAAGUGGCACAGUCACUGCUGCCUAAAGCCUGUGCUCAGCAUUGCUCCAUAUUCUUGGUUGUAAACGACAUCUUCAGGUCCGUCCUAAAGCAAGCUGAAGGGAACGAGUCCGUUAAGUAUCUCAUCCAAACCUUUACAGGGUGUUUCGUCAGGGAACUGGCACUGCUGCAACAUCAGACGAGUGUAUCUCUGAAGGCCUUGUUCCCACAGUCACCUCAGAGUCUGCUGGUUCCUCUCUUGACCCGGCCAUCAGAGAUGCCUCCGGAGGCUUGGAGACAUCAUCUGAACUGGCUCAGCGGCUCAUUACAGAGACUGACAGGGGAGGAAGAGGAGGGAGACGGAGACAGCAGCAGCAGCAGCAGCACCAGGGGGCACCACAAAGUGUUUGAAGCCUGGUUCCUGCUGGUUCAGUGCGCCCGCUGGGUGCAGGUGGCUGUCCAGGUGCUGGUGACAUCAGGGCCUGAGGACUGUGGCCCCCUCCUGUGGCUGCUGACCUUCUACUACCACCCCACCAACAGGGGGCACCAAAGAGCACAGCAGCUGGUAUGUGUCAGAGAAGUAUGGGACCACCUACGCUCCCUGUUCUUGGUCUCAGCUUGCCCUCUUCCUGUUGACCGGCUGCAGUCAUUGGUCACGCUGCUGUCAACACGACCUCAGCAAUCAUCACUGUCUCCAUUAUUGAUCCUCAACCUCGCAGUCAACUUUGCUGUUUUCGUCCAACAACCGCUGAGCGGAUCAACACAGAUUUUACAGACGGUGGUGGAUCGGUCUGGUCUGUUUGAUGAAGCAACGCGUCUUCUCAGCUCACUGGAGCUCAGACUGAAUGAAGGAAGCUGCUCAUCAAGCGAUGCUAACAGAGUUCAUCUCAGGAUCAAGGCACUUCACAACACACUAACACAUGCAUGCAGCAUCAGGCCCUGCCGAGAACCAGGGACACACGCUCACACACUCUAAAGCAGGUGAGAGCUCAUAUAUAUAUACACACACACACACACACACAUUAAUGCACAGAACCACACAGCAGUGAGUUCAUCCUCGGCUCAGGGUUUUUUCAGGGCACCUUUGCAGAAUGACAAAUAGCCACCACGUUCUCUUGUGCAGAUAUGCUGCAGUGCAAUGACAGGAGUGUGUCAAAACAGCACAGCGAGGACAGAUUAUGUGGAGAGGCUACAAUUAUACGCACACACACACACAUAACGCAACUACAAGGCCCACAAGGACACUUGAGCAGUGACAGAUCACACUGCAAAGAAGCAGCAGCGCGUACAACAUGUCAGAGUCCUCCCACUCAUAUAAUUGUCUUACAAUAUAAAUCCUUCACAGCACACAUGCCGACUGAAAGACAUUUAGGUUUGGAGGACAGGAAAAGCAAACGCCAGUUAUCUUUGCAUGAAUACUGUUUGUGUUCAGAUGUUAAUGUGUAAUGUGAUGUCACUUAUAUUUCUAUGUACAUUUCCUUUACUAUUGAUAAAGAUGUAGAAUGAC